Odontomachus brunneus is the source of this 2279-nucleotide messenger RNA. RefSeq names its product general transcriptional corepressor trfA-like. Lineage: Eukaryota; Metazoa; Arthropoda; Insecta; Hymenoptera; Formicidae. The record is from RefSeq and is a predicted model, not a curated record. Bases 1061 to 1609 code for a protein of 182 amino acids. The transcript has 3 exons.
CUUCUUGGACAAUUUUAACGACAUUCUCGCCUUUUUAGCCUCCUCUGAAAGGGAUCUCUCCGAAAGUUUGAUCCGGCGCUCAUCUGCUUCCAUGCAAAAAUUAUAGCAAUUGGGUCCAAUUUUCAUGCCCAAUCCCUGCAUCACCCUCAUCACACUUGAUAAUCCAUCAUUAAAUAUGCCCGUAGCAAUGUAUACGGCAGUAUCAAGGACGUGCUUGCCACUGGAAACAGUGUUUGGGGCCAUUGACCACACUGUUGCAUUCAGGCUCUCGUUACUGUUUUUUGUGAAACCGCCUAAGCAACGAAGGAGCAGGUCAUCGCGACUCAAUUCUUCGUAGAUCGGAAGAAUAGCCUUAUAAACUUGUUCCGACAUAGGCGUUUUAUGAGUGUGCGCUGACCCCGUUGCACGUGCUUUCUGCCACGAGCACCAAGAGUCCUUUCCGGGCGGGCACCGUUCGUGUUGGGGAGCGGUGCACUUGGACACGGUGCAUUUGGACACAGCCAAUCACAGCACCGUAUGAUUAGAGACAUUUGUAGGAUCCCUUGGAACAGCGACUUGUGAUUGGACUAUGUCCAAUUGCCCCGUGUCCAACUGAUAUACACCCUUCGUGUUGUGGGUUGGCGUCGGUUGAUAAUUUGUGAUGCAACGUUGCAUAAAUAUCAUUUUUCAUUUUAUCAAUUGAAUCAGGAUUUCUGCGAAUUGCCAGGCCGAAUAUAUUGACAAUUCAUCUAUUAACUUACCAGUCAACUUGCCUUUUCCCCCAAGUCCUUUUGUUGACUGUUUUAGUUUUCGAAGGCGAGAGCCCAUCCGCUUUUGGACAUGAUCAAUGCACUCCUUCUUUUUAACGAUAAAAUCUUCAUAGGUCUGUGAAUCCAUAAUGCUCUUGAAUGUUUUAGAAUUCCCGUCUCCCACGUAGUUGGCAUAUUUCAUAUCGAAUAAUAAUUUGGAACGCUGAAACAUCUCUAUGACGGCAGGAACCCGAAAGACCUUUCACUCGGUCGGUAAUAGGGCCGCUUAUUAUCGACAUUUUUUUCGUUAAGACCAAUUGCAUAUCAUUUUUAUGACCCUAAAGUACAUUUUAAGCCAAAAAAAAAAUCGAUUUUUCAAAAAUUCUAGAGUGGUGUUACCCCUUAAAAUGAAUAAAAGAAAAUUAAAACAUGUAGCAGAUAUCACAAGUCGACAAUUUCGGCGGCGAGUUUACGCUGCUGUAAGAGAAACGAGGAACAAAGUGGAAUACAUGACCAGUUGUAAUAAUAAGAACAGAAAUAUUACAAAUGAUAAUAAUGGUCCAUCAAAUACAGUUUCAUCCAAUGCUACAAGUAAUGCAGAAUAUGAAGAAGAUGCUGCAAGCAACAUACUUAAUAAUUAUAGUGAUGUGUAUCGUGAUAAUUUUUAUCCUGAAAAUUAUGAUGAAUUAUCAAAUCAUGGGAUGUAUGAAUAUGAAAAAUAUCAACAUCAGGGUCUGGAUACAUCAGAUUUGUCAGAAGAAAUUGAAGAUGAUCCAAUAAAUAUUGAUUCCGAUGAGAUUGAAGAGAAUUCAGACAAGGCAACAUUACAAUUAAAGAAUUUCUUAAGAAUGUCCAGGCAUCAAUCUAGUAAUCAAAUCUAGUAAUUUCUUAAGAAAUUGGAACAUAAAACAUGCAGUUAGAUGUAAUGCGGUUUUAGACCUUCUUUCGAAUUUAAAAAAACAUCCGUGUUUUUCUAUUCUUCCAAUAGAUGCCAGGACAUUGUUAUGCACUCCGCGAAAAUGUAAUAUUAUAGAUAUAAAACCUGGUAUAUGUUGUCACUUCGGAUUACUUAAUGGUAUAAUGGAUACAUUAUCAAAUGAUGAUUCAAUAAAACAAAAAUGCAAACUGCAUGGUAUACAUAUAGCUGUAGGUAUUGAUGGUCUUCCCGUUUGCAAGUCAUCAUCCAGUACAUUUUGGCCAAUAUUAGGUUCAAUACUUCAUAAUGGACCUGUGUUUAUAACUGGAGUUUAUCAUGGUAAUUUUAAGCCUGAAAGUAGCAAUCUUUUUUUGAGACCUUUUGUAGAUGAGGCAUUACUUUUAUAUGAAAACAGAAUUGAAAUAAAUAACGUCAGAGUUCAAUAUCAAAUACUUUAUUCUAGAUGCACCAGCAAAAUCAUUUGUUUUAAAUGUUAAAGGACAUGCGGGUUACUAUAGUUGUACGAAAUGUCAUGUUAAGGGUUCUAGCGACCAUGGACGUGUAUAUUUUAUAGAAAGAAAAGCACAAAAAAGAACAAACGAGGAAUUUUGAUUAUACAUGGAUUGUAAUUAUCA